Messenger RNA from Canis lupus familiaris (dog), 3188 nucleotides. RefSeq names its product ankyrin repeat and sterile alpha motif domain containing 4B (gene ANKS4B). NCBI's taxonomy places the organism in Eukaryota, Metazoa, Chordata, Mammalia, Carnivora, Canidae. Gene Ontology annotation, biological process: brush border assembly. Bases 1149 to 2267 code for a protein of 372 amino acids. The record is from RefSeq and is a predicted model, not a curated record. Gene Ontology annotation, molecular function: protein binding. The transcript is spliced from 5 exons.
CUCCUUAAUUGCUCCAACACUUCAGAAAUUCCCAGGGUUUUAGGAGCUGUGUGCUAGAUGGCUCAAAGACCAAAUAUCUAUUUUUUACUGUAAAUCACAAUAUCACAGGAGAAGAAAGGGGGAAGAAAAGUCUUUUUGAUUCAGCAGCCUACUCUACACCAUCAGUCCUGGUGCACUGAGUGUUUUAGUUGCGUUUACUCACAAAGCAAGGUUCGUUGAAUGUUGUAUGAUCCAAGGUCAGGGCCAUGGAGAAGUUAGCUGGAACUCUAAUCUCUGGCAGGACAUCUACUCUCAAGAGAAGAAGCAGUACUUAAACUACCUAAAUAAUCCAACCCACACACUGGAGUCCACUGGAGUCCAUUGACUCAGCAGGUGGAAGCUGCUCUGAUCAAGAGUGUGGAUAUGCCAGGCACUGCAUGUUCUACCUUCUGCUGCCCCCCUGUCCUGUCCACAGUGAGGUAGCUUCCCACUUCAUGCACCACCUCCUUCAAGCGAGAAGCAAUGCUAACUCCAUGGAUUCUCUGCUUAUAGGCAUAGUAGUGACCGCCAUCAAAGGUAGAUGAUGAGACCUAGAGCAGCCACAAGGCCUGCUAAGGCAGCCACAGCCACUACAGUUUUAAAAGCAACAUAUCCAGCAGCCCUGUGCCCUUUUGAGUCCACACCAUCUAGGAAGGAAGCAGACAUUAAAGUCUUAGGACUUUUGAUUUAAAUGAUCUUAAGUUGAAGCCUUGAGGCUCCCCAGAGAGAUUGUGGAUCCUGCAUGCUCAUGGGUUUCUUCUGUUUGCAUAACUGGACAGCUGAUCUGAUACAUGAAAGCCUUAUGUCUUGAAGCAGCAUUGUUGUCCGUGAGUCUGAUGGCCAUCUGAUGCUGGCCAAGCUGUGUGCAAAUGGCAUAGUAAGAACAGCAUACCUGGGAAGAUGGGAUUCACCAACUGCAUAACACCUACUGAGUUCACUGAAGUCACAAGGAUGAAGAAUAAAGAAAGUGACCUGUAGGUGCUGAAAAGGGAUUGGGGAGAGUUAAGAAGGAAUGAAUUUCAGCAGAUAAGGCCAUUGUGUCCCCUCCCUCUGCUGCCAAGAUUACUCACCUCCAAUCUGCACUAAACCAGCUUGAGGGACUCCCACUGUCUCCUUUCUGUUUGCAUGCCAUGGCCAAACGUACCACCAAAUCAGCCAGAGGGGAUCCCAAUAGAUGUGACAUCUGGGGAAAUACUCCUCUACAUUAUGCAGCUUCCAAUGGUCAUACCCACUGUGUUUCAUUCCUGGUUAACUUUGGUGCCAACAUUUUUGCCCUGGACAACAGCUUACAGUCUCCGCUGGAUGCGGCUGCCAGCAGAGAACAAAAUGAAUGUGUUGCUCUCCUGGAUAAGGCUGCCACUACCCAGAAUAUCAUGAACCCCAAGAAAGUUACCAGGCUGAAGGAGCAGGCUCAGAAAAAUGCUAGGAGGCAGAUCAAAGAAUGUGAGAGGCUCCAGGAGAAGCACCAAAAUAAAAUGGCUCGCAACUAUAGCAAGGAAGAAUCUGGGACUCUUUCUUCUUCCAAUGGCACAUUCUCCAGGUCAUCCCUUGCAAAUGCUUCUGCUUCUGGUACAUUUGGGUCACUGUCUAAGGGCAUUAAAGAUACCUUCAAGUUAAAGCUCAAGAAGAACAAAGAUACAGCAGAGCAGGUAGGGAAAGAGAGCAGAAGUGGGCAGAGGAAUGUGAUGGAAGUGUUCAGAGAAGAGGAAGAAGAUGCAUUCUCAGGGGACUUCCAAGAGAAGCCCCAGUUCUCAGCAGAGGAUGAUGGAUGUGUGCAACAUGAAUCCAUUCUCAACCGUCCAGGUCUAGGAAAUAUUGUUUUUAGAAAGAACAAAAUAUCAAGUCCCGAAGACAUGUCAGACAUCAAAAGGGGGUUGGAGUUUAAAAUGUGCAGUGAAUUGCUUCAGGGACAAGGAGCAGCUGAGGUUGAUGAAGCUGAGGCAGAUAAAGAGGGAGAGGAAAACAAUCAUGACGAUGAUCUGCCUUGGGAUGAGGAUGAAGUGGGGUGGGAGGAAGAUGUGGUUGAUGCUACUCCUCUGGAAGUAUUUCUGCAGUCUCAUCAUCUGGAAGAAUUCCUUCCCAUUUUCAUGAGAGAGCAGAUUGAUCUAGAAGCUUUGCUGCUUUGUUCUGAUGAGGACCUUCAGGGUAUACACAUGCAUCUUGGUCCCAGGAAGAAAGUUCUUAAUGUCAUAAACAGAAGGAAGCAGGUGCUACGAGAGCCUGGGCAACUGGUUGACACCAGCCUCUGAUGGAAUGUUGGGUCCACGGGGUGAGCCUGCAGCAAUGCGGUGAUGCUGUGGCUCACUGGAAACACUCAGGCAACACCCCCUCUGCCCAAUGCCAGACUACUGAGAAUGGUUUCUAGGGUUUCAGAAAUACCCUCCUAGCAAAGAGGCCCAAAUGUACUCAGAAAUACUCUAAACCGUGAGUGAGCAACUCAAGGAGAAUCAGGAAUAAGAAAAUGGUGUUUCUCUUCAAUUAUCCUUUUGAUAUUCUUGGCUAUAGAAAGCAUAAAAUGGAUGACAGAGAAGGGGAAACUUUAGUUUUCCAACUCUGAACUAUAAUCUCUUGUCACACAAGUGUGCUGCUGACUUUCUGAGCUUCAUAGCCUAGGGGACUCCCAACUCUAGUCAUCUCCUUAGCUCUGUGACUUUGUAGGUAGAGACUUGAGUUUCUUCAUUGACCUGAGGCUUCACGGCCAACUUUAAUGUGUCUAAACCCUCAACAGAUGUUUACAUGUUUAGAAGUAAGAGACAUGGGUCUAUAAUACUUCUGCCUGGUGACAGAGACAGAGUGGGAGCAGGGAGAGUGAAGAAAGAAAUAGAAUAUGGAAUAUACCUUUUAUGUAAUAUGAAUUGUAUCUCCCCAAAAUUCAUAUGCUGAAGCCUUAAGCCCCAACACAGCUAUAUUUGGAGGUAGGAUCUUUAAAGAGGUGAUUAAGAUUAAAUGAUGUCAUCAGGGUUACAAGGGACACACACAGAUGGUGUCCUUGUAAGAGGAAGAGUUACUGGGUUUGCGCACACACACAGAGAAAAGAUCAUGUGAGGACACAACAAGAAGGGAGCCACCUUCAAGCCAAAGAGAGAGGAGAAACCAAACCUUCCAACACCUUGAACUUGCACUUCCGGUCUUCAGAGCUGUAAGAAAAUAAAUUUCUGUUGUUUAAGCCA